AUGUUAAAUACAGGUCAUCAUAGAUAUGGCAUGUUAGGGACGGAGGAAUACGAUAAGCCAGGAUCAACUAUUGAUUCAGACAUUAUCGAUAUGCUCAAUCAAAUGACACUUGCUGAAAAGAUCGGUCAAAUGACACAAAUGGAUCAAGAACUUAUCCUUCAAAAAGAUGGCUCAUUGAACCGCACUGCUGUUGAAUAUUAUGCAAAAAACUACUAUGUUGGAUCUUAUCUGAACCAGUUAGCAAAUCAUGGAAAAAACUUUGACGUUGUGGAUUAUGCAAAAUUGAUUGAGGAGAUUCAGGAAAUAACUUUAUCUGUCAAUUCAACAUUAAAAGUUCCAAUUAUUUAUGGUCUUGAUCAUAUUCAUGGUGCCCAUUAUGUCGCAAAUACCACCAUUUUCCCACAUGGAAUCAAUUUGGCCGCAAGUUUCAAUCCACAGCUAGCGUAUGAAUCAGCUUCUAUAACUGCAAGAGAUACACGCGCUGCCGGUGUUCAAUGGACAUUUGCUCCAGUUUUGGACAUCCCUGUUAACAAACAAUGGCCUCGUGUAUAUGAAAACUUUGGGGAAGACCCACACUUAUCAUCAGUCAUGGGUGUUGCAGCUAUUCGUGGUUACCAAGGUAAAUACAAAUCUGAUCGUACCAAAGUUGCUGCUUGUAUGAAACACUUUAUUGCCUAUGGUGCUCCUUGGAGUGGCCAAGACCGCGAUUCUACUGUGGUUUCUGAUAGGACUAUUUACGACUUUUUUGUACCUGGUUUUCAAGCUGCUAUUGACGCAGGUGUUGCAACAGCAAUGGAAAGUUACAUUGACGUAAAUGGUGAGCCAGUUGUGUCUUCAAAUAAAUAUUUGCGCAAACUUUUACGUGAUCAAAUGGGAUUCCAAGGCAUGUUGGUAACCGAUUGGCAAGAAAUAGAAAAUCUGCAUGAUAAGCAUAUGGUUGCCGCUACACAUAAAGAAGCUGUUCGUAUGGCUAUCGCUGAUACUAGUAUUGAUAUGUCUAUGGUUCCUAAGGAUGUUGUAUUUUUUGAUUCAAUGAUGGACUUGGUCAAGGAGGGUAAAGUCUCUAUGGAGCGCGUUGAUGAAUCCGUAGGCCGUUUGCUUCAGCUAAAGAAAGAUCUCGGUCUUUUAGAGCCUAAUGGCUGGAAAGCAGACCCCAUAUUGCAGCAACAAGUUCAAAAUCAAGAUGAUGUACAGGUGUCUAUUGAAGCAGCACGCGAAUCGAUGACAUUGUUGAAGAAUGACAAUGCCACACUGCCAUUAACAGCUGAAAGUGUCAAGAAGAUAUUAGUGCUAGGGCCUACAAGCAACAGUCUUGGCCACCUCUCAGGCGGUUGGACUAUCCAGUGGCAAGGAGCAACUGCAGAUUUGUGGCAUGGGGAUAUCAAUGAUGAGCAAUUUUAUAAGAAAGGCAUCACUAUUUUAGAAGGCAUUCAAAACUCUGCACCCAAAGAUAUUGAAGUCGAUCAUAUCCUAGGCUUUGAUAUUCAUGGAAAUGAACAAGACAUGGAUUGGAUCAUUGAAAGAAUACAAGAUUACGACGCGUUUGUUGUCUGCAUUGGCGAACACGUUUACUCAGAGCUACCUGGAAACAUUCAUGACUUGACAUUGCCUCAAGGACAAAUCGAAAAUAUUGAUAAGCUUGCAAAGGCAGCAGGCGAUACACCUAUAGUAACAGUUCUUUUGGAAGGUAGGCCGCGUACUCUCAACAGUAUUCAAAGCAACUCGAAUGCCAUUUUACAGGCCUAUCUUCCCGGACCAUGGGGUGGUCAAGCCAUUGGUGAAGUUCUUUUUGGCAAGACAAACCCCUCUGGUCGCUUGCCAUAUACUUAUCCUAAAUAUGCUGGGGAUAUGAAUAUGAAUUAUUGGCGACCCGCUUGCGAUCUAUUUGAUCCUUUGUAUGAAUUUGGUCAUGGCCUUAGUUACUCUAACUUUGAGUAUGGUAAUAUCACUGUUGAUGGUCAAUUGAACGAUGCUUCUGAAAAUGUACAAAUGCUUGUUGUGGGCGAGAAAGAAAAAGCAGUAUUAGUGAAUGUAACCAACACAAGUCCUGUAGACGGUAAAGAGACUGUUUUGAUGUACAUUCAGCAACCUUUCCGUACUGUGACUCCUCCUGCUAAACUUCUAAAGGGCUUUCAAAAGGUCUUUAUUCCUGCAGGAGAAACUGUCAAUGUACGAUUCAGUGUUAAUGCAGACAUGUUCCGCUACACAGGAUUAGAUAACAUUCCUCAAGGCACUAUCGAUAAUGGCUCAGCUAAAGUUUUGAUAGGAAGUCAAGUAUUUGACUUUGAAGUAGUAGACCCUAGUACAGAAUAG
Messenger RNA from Gilbertella persicaria, 2313 nucleotides. Its product is annotated as glycoside hydrolase superfamily. Gene Ontology annotation, molecular function: beta-glucosidase activity. Bases 1 to 2313 code for a protein of 770 amino acids. The transcript has 8 exons. Lineage: Eukaryota; Fungi; Mucoromycota; Mucoromycetes; Mucorales; Choanephoraceae. The record is from RefSeq and is a predicted model, not a curated record. Gene Ontology annotation, biological process: glucan catabolic process.